CGACAUACAUGAUACACUUCUCAACAAAAAAGUACAGAAAGUCUGGAACAAAACCAGAACACAAGAAGAGAGCAGAAACACACAAAUUCAGUCUAAAUGGAAUCUCUGUAAAUCAAAAAUUGGUAAAAAUACAGUGUUACAUACACUGAGUGAGCAUUUCUCGGAAGAUAAUGCAAAGGAAAGUGUUAACGAAGAUAUCAGACCUGACUCUGAGGCUUCUUCAAGAGAGAGUGAUGUGACAUUAUCAAGAUAUGGUGUAAAAUUGAGCCCAGAGAGUCCUUUUGAAAAUGAGCCAAACUAUACCCAUACUGGUGUAGAAAAUAGAUGGAGAUUGCCUCCAGUACAAUCCAUGAAACUGAAGCACACUGUAAAUGCAACAGGGAGUGAUGAUGAGAAAUCACUUGAUAGUCUGAUUUCUCUAAUACAGCCAGAAUAUGAUAACACAGCUAAUGAAAGAUAUAUGGUUGGUACAAAAUACACUGUCAAACCAGUGGAUAGCACAAGAAAAUUACAGACCUACGGGGCAUUCCCUAAAACCAAUAGGGAAUAUGACAGUGUAGAAAUGAAAAACGAAAGCCCUUUAUAUGAUCUUCCACUUAACCACAGAAAUUAUCACAAUUUAGAAACAUAUUCUGGAGCAUAUAAGAUUGAUGACUCGCACCAAUUAACACCAUAUAAAAACAGCUACAGAAAAUGGAUGGAAACAUUGGACCAAAG
Messenger RNA from Owenia fusiformis, 717 nucleotides. The record is from the annotation of a GenBank genome assembly. NCBI's taxonomy places the organism in Eukaryota, Metazoa, Annelida, Polychaeta, Sabellida, Oweniidae.